Blumeria graminis f. sp. triticale is the source of this 1320-nucleotide messenger RNA. Lineage: Eukaryota; Fungi; Ascomycota; Leotiomycetes; Helotiales; Erysiphaceae. The record is from the annotation of a GenBank genome assembly.
AUGCCUAGAAAUUCGAUAGGCUUCAAUUGCAAGGGCAGAAUAGAAAACUAUCUGUCCAUCAAACUUCAACUCCCUCACGCCCGAAGACAUCUUCACACAGGCUUCACUCAAAAUAGAGAAAUUCAAAAUGCCUACAUUCUCAGUGCGGCAAGGACACCAACAGCUAGAUUUAAUGGCUCCUUCACCGCUGUAACAGCCCCACAACUCGGUGCAGUAGUAAUAAAGUCAGCGCUUGAGAAAUCUGGGCUGUCAGGCUCCAUGAUAUCUGAUGUCUACAUGGGAAAUGUUUUUCAAGCCUCAUUAGGGCAAGCACCGGCGCGACAAGCCAGCAUAUUUGCCGGCCUUCCCAAGUCAACUGAAGCGACUACCGUAAAUAAAGUUUGCGCUUCAGGACUCAAGGCUAUUGAAAUCGCUGCGCAAAAUAUCCAGCUAGGCCUAGCAGAAGCCCAAAUAGCCGGCGGAAUGGAAAACAUGACCCAAGUCCCUUUCUAUACCCCAAGACCUAAUAGGAUUCCAGUACUUGGAAAUAUUACCAUGGAAGAUGGACUUAUCAAAGAUGGGCUGUGGGAUGUAUACAAUCAGUUUCACAUGGGUAUGUGCGCUGAAUCUACAGCUAAGAAGUAUGGUAUCACCAGAGAAAUACAAGAUGAAUACGCUACACGGUCAUACAUGCGUGCUCAACAGGCGUGGAAGAACGGAUCCUUUGAUGAAGAAAUAGCUCCUGUUUUAGUAAGGGGCAAAAAGUCCGACUCUAUUAUCAACAUUGACGAAGGCUACAUGGAUCUGAAGCCGGAGAAGCUAUCUCUCCUAAAGCCUUCAUUCUUACAUGAUGGUACGGGAAGUGUAACUGCAGCCAACUCAUCGACACUCAACGACGGUGCUUCAGCCCUUGUGCUCUCAAAUUCUCAAGUUGCCAAGGAGUUUGGUAAGUCGUCACGGGUCCUCGCCCGAAUCUGCAGCUUUGCGAACGCUGCCACGGACCCCAUCGAUUUUCCUGUGGCGCCGGCAAAAGCUGUUCCGAUUGCGCUAAAUCGUGCCGGGAUAACAAGCAAGGAUGUAGCCGUGUGGGAGUUUAAUGAGGCCUUCGCAGUGGUAAUCAAGGCGAAUGAGCAGAUAUUACAAUUAGAAGGUUCACGGGUAAAUCCAUUAGGGGGGGCUAUUUCCCUAGGUCACGCACUUGGUAGCUCUGGAUCGAGGAUUAUGACUACACUCCUACAUCAGCUCAAAGUUGAGGAAUAUGGGGUGGCCGCUAUCUGCAAUGGAGGAGGGGCUGCCACUGUCAUGGUAGUGCAAAGGAUCGACGUGAGUGAUAUAAUUUGA